AUGGUUUACAAAGUCGCUGAUAUUAGCCUCGCCGCUUUCGGUCGCAAGGAGAUCGGACUCGCUGAGAACGAGAUGCCCGGUCUUAUGGCUCUUCGCCAGAAUUAUGGUCCCCUGCAGAUCCUCAAGGGUGCUCGUAUUGUCGGCUCGCUCCACAUGACCAUCCAGACCGCCGUCUUGAUCGAGACCUUGACUGCCCUCGGCGCUGAGGUUACCUGGACUUCCUGCAACAUCUUCUCCACCCAGGACCACGCCGCCGCCGCCAUCGCCGAGUCCGGUGUCCCCGUUUUCGCCUGGAAGGGUGAGACUGACGAGGAGUACAUGUGGUGCCUCGAGCAGCAACUCCUCGCCUUCAAGGAUGGCAAGGGCCCUAACCUGAUCUUGGACGACGGUGGUGACUUGACCACCCUCAUCCACGAGAAGUACCCCCAGCUCCUUGUCGAGAUCAAGGGUAUCUCUGAGGAGACCACCACCGGUGUCCACCACUUGUACAAGAUGCUCAAGGACGGCAAGCUCAAGGUCCCCGCCAUCAACGUCAACGACUCUGUCACAAAGUCCAAGUUCGACAACCUCUACGGAUGCCGCGAGUCCUUGAUCGACGGAAUCAAGCGCGCCACCGAUGUCAUGAUCGCCGGUAAGGUCGCCGUCGUUGCCGGAUACGGUGAUGUCGGAAAGGGUUCCGCCGCUGCUCUCAAGGGUAUGGGUGCCCGUGUCCUCGUCACCGAGAUCGACCCCAUCAACGCUCUCCAGGCCGCUAUGGAGGGUUACGAGGUCACCACCAUGGAGGAGGCCGUCGUGGAGGGUAACAUCUUUGUCACCACCACCGGCUGCCGUGACAUUAUCCGCGGCGAGCACUUUGCUGCCAUGAGGGAUGACUCGAUUGUCUGCAACAUUGGUCACUUCGACAUUGAGUUGGACGUCGCUUGGUUGAAGAAGAACGCUAUUUCCCACGUCAACAUCAAGCCCCAGGUCGACCGCUUCCAGGUCGCCUCUGGCAACCACAUCAUCCUCUUGGCUGAGGGUCGCUUGGUCAACUUGGGAUGCGCCACCGGCCACCCUUCGUUCGUCAUGUCCAACUCGUUCUCCAACCAGGUCUUGGCCCAGAUUGCCCUCUGGACCGACAUUGAGUCUUACCCCUUGGGCGUCCACAUGCUCCCCAAGAAGCUCGAUGAGGAAGUCGCUGCCUCUCACUUGGCCAAGAUUGGUGUUAAGCUCACCAAGUUGACCCCUGUCCAGGCCGAGUACCUCGGUCUCUCUCCCGAGGGUCCCUUCAAGCCCGAGCACUACCGCUACUAA
Molecule: messenger RNA, 1293 nt
Organism: Linnemannia hyalina
Lineage: Eukaryota; Fungi; Mortierellomycota; Mortierellomycetes; Mortierellales; Mortierellaceae
Source: the annotation of a GenBank genome assembly